Molecule: messenger RNA, 931 nt
Organism: Solanum verrucosum
Lineage: Eukaryota; Viridiplantae; Streptophyta; Magnoliopsida; Solanales; Solanaceae
Product: putative disease resistance RPP13-like protein 3
Exons: 3
Coding region: 11-931 (306 amino acids)
Biological process (GO): defense response to other organism
Molecular function (GO): ADP binding
Source: RefSeq, a predicted model, not a curated record
GUUAAGAGAAAUGGCUUAUGCUGCUAUUUCUUCACUUCUGUAUACAUUGGAACAACUCUUCAAACAUAACCAAUCUUUCGUUUGUCGAAGUUCUACACAACAACAUGUCGAAUCUCUCCAUCAAAAUCUUUCUGCUCUGCAAGAUUUCCUUGACGAUACUACAAAGGAUAUUGAAACUCUUAAGGUGGUAGAAAAGAGGAUCAGAAAUGUAGUAUACAAAGCAGAAGAUAGAGUUGAUUCAAGUCUAAGAAAUCUAAGAAACAACAUUCUAGCAGAUUGCGGAGAGAAGAGAGAAGUGGCUGCUAAAUUCUUCGAGGAAGAGUUGCUAAAAGUGGAAAAAGAUGUUGAUUCUCUCAGGAAAGAGAUGAUGGUUGUUGAGUUUAACAAGCAUGGAAGCAAAUCUGCAGAAUUAGCAACAACUCCAUACUCACCAGAAAAAAGUAUAAUUGAGGAAAAUACUGUUGUUGAGAAGGAGGAUGACUUCAACACCAUACUUGAUCGCCUCACUUCCCAAAUAGACGAGUUGACCGUCAUACGAAUGUUUGGUAUGGACGGUAUAGGUAAGACAACUCUUGCCAAAAAAGUUUAUGAUGAUUCAUAUAUUUGCUCUCGCUUUGAUAAACAUGCAUGGGUCACUAUCUCCGAAGAAUACAAUCAGAGACAAAUGCUUCUUGAAGUUUCCUCUUCAAUUACCCGAAGCAAUCAAGAAAUGAGCGAUGAUCAAUUAAUGGAGAUUGUGUAUAGAGGUAUGAAGGGUAGGAGAUUUCUAAUUGUCAUAGAUGAUAUUUGGAGUACUGAGGCAUGGGACCAAAUGCAAAGAAUAUUUCCAAAUGAUGACAAUAAAAUCCGAAUUCUAUUAACCAGACGGCUCAAGUAUGUUACUGAUUAUGUCAGCUUUCCUAUUUUCCACCUCAUAGUAAGUCUUUUCUAA